Messenger RNA from Salpingoeca rosetta, 1121 nucleotides. RefSeq lists its product as uncharacterized. Gene Ontology annotation, biological process: regulation of translational initiation. The coding region runs from base 7 to 1017 and encodes 336 amino acids. Lineage: Eukaryota; Choanoflagellata; Craspedida; Salpingoecidae. Gene Ontology annotation, cellular component: cytoplasm. Gene Ontology annotation, molecular function: protein binding. The transcript is spliced from 8 exons. The record is from RefSeq and is a predicted model, not a curated record.
AAUGAAAUGAACGAAGGAAGAAUGAAAGCACAAACGAAACAAACCAACACAACAACAACAACAAUGGCAGACGAGGAUGCGACACUGCAGACGGACGAGCUGGAGUCCCUGUCGAUGAUAUACGAGGACGAGUUUGCGUGGGACCACAAGGCGUCGAGCGACAAUGCACAUGACACGCACACGUGCAAGAUCACUGUUGGCAGCGACAAGUUUGAGUUGAGGCUUCUUAUCCCUCGCGACUACCCAUCCAAGUCCCCGCCACUCUACGAGCUCGAUCAACGAUGGACAGGGCGUCCAGAGGCCGCACAGAUCCGAGCUAUCCUCGACUCUGCCUUCAACCCUGGAGAUGUCGUGAUCAUGGACUGGGUGGAGGCACUACGGGAGUUCCUUGAGGAGGCCAAACUCGAGGCCGAGGCCGAGAAGGAACACCAGCAGCAGCAGCAGCAACAACAACAGAUGCAGGAACGGCAGGACCAGAUGCAGCAGCAGAAGGAAGAUGAAGACAGCAGUGCGAAUGUUCACGGUGAUGAGGAGAACACGAAUACAUCGUCGACGUCAGACCCGGCCCACCCUUGCCCACAUAUCGAUCACGGUGAACCGUUCACAGACCGCAAGAGCACGUUCCAGGGGCACGUUGCCACCGUGCACAGCGUGGCGGAUGUCAAGGCGGUGAUGGCUGAGCUGCUCAGCAAUAGCAAGAUUGCACGCGCAACGCACAACAUGGUUGCAUACAGGAUAUGGGAUGAUGACCGGGGUGUGUGGGUGCAGGACUGUGAUGACGACGGCGAACACGGCGCAUCAUCUCGCAUGCUGCACGUUCUGCAGCUGACUGACGCCAGGAACGUGCUGGUGGUUGUGUCGCGAUGGUUCGGUGGCAUUCUCCUCGGUCCAGAUCGUUUCAAACACAUCAACAACUGCACAAGGGAUGUCAUGGUUGAGUUUGGGCACAUCCAAGACAGCAGCUCUUCAUCCGAUUCAGGAGGCAAACGAAAGAAGAAGGGCCGAAAAAAGAGAUGAGAUGAGCACACAUUAGACUGUUCCUUCCGCCCAUGAUGUUUGUGUGCGAGUGUGUGUGUAUGCGUGUAUGUGUGUGUGCUUGUGUGUAUGCGUGUAUGUGUGUG